UUGAAAGAAACUUCAAAUUCAGUCCAGUUAAAAAAAACUUGAACUACAUCAUGAUUUGAUCCCUUUCUUUAAGGGGAUGAAGGCAACUUAAAGAAAUUUAAGUUUAGUCCAUAAGAAAGGGUACCACAACCAUCUAAGUAUGAUACUACAAGAUUGAUGUUGAUCAUCUCCGUUAAAGAAUGACACUCUAGAUUGAAUAUGUUCAUCCGUAUUGGGGACAACACAACGGAUUGAAAAUGUUUAUCCCUUGUAUGGAGCUAGCACAGUAAAUAAAAGGCACACACUUGGAAUGCACUUCGCUUCCUUUUCAAAUCGAACUUGGUUGCUCCUCCAUCUUCAAAUUCAGAAGCUUCAUCGAUGCUCUUCAAUCUUCAAGUUCAAAGACUUCAUCGAUGCUUCUCCAUCUUCAAAUUCAGAGGUUUCAUCGAUGCUUCAUCUUCAUGCUCAAGUCUGGAGGCUUUGCAAUACCAUCUUCAUGCUCAAAGUCGCAAAGUCGAGCUUAAUGUGAAGAUUCAUCGAUGCUUCAUCAAACUCAGGUGCGAAGGAUUCGCCGAUGCUUCAAGCUCAAAUGCAGAGGAUUCGCCGAUUCUUCAAGUUCAAGUGUAGAGGAUUCGUGGAUGUUUUGUCAAACUAAAAUGAGGAGGAUUUGCCGAUUUUUUGUCAAACUCAAACGUGAAGGUCUCGUCGAUGUUUCUCCAUCUUCAAGUUUAGAGGCUCCAUCGAUGCUGCUCCAUCUUCAAGUUCAAGAUCGGCAUGCAUGGCCCCACUUCUAUCUUCAAGUUCAAGAUCGGUGUGCAUGGCAUUGCUUCCAUCUUCAAAUUCAAGGUCGGUGUGCAUGGCUCCGAUUCAUCUUCAAGUUCAUGGUCGGUGUGCAUGGCUCUGCGUCAAUCUUCAAGAUUAGUGUGCAUGGCUCCACUUCUAUCUUCAAGUUCAAGGUCGGUAUACAUGGCUCCGUUCCAUCUUCAAGUUCAAGGUCGGUGUGCAUGGCUCUGCUUUAUCUUCAAGUUCGUGGUCAGUGUACAUGGCCCGACUCCAUCUUUAAUAUCUCUAUCUACAAAAUCAUGACACGGCUUCGCUUCAUCUUCAAAGUCUGGCGUGGUUCACUCCAUCUUCAAAGUCGUGGCGUGCCUUCGCUUCAUCUCCAAACUGAUGGCACGACUUCGCUUCAUCUCCAAAAUCAUGACACGGCUUCGCUUCAUCUCUAAAGUCUGGCGUGGUUUACUUCAUCUUCAAAGUCGUGGCGUGGUUUCGCUUCAUCUCUAAACUGAUGGAACGACUUCGCUUCAUUUCCAAAGUCGUGGUGCAGUUUCGUUUCCUCUCCAAAAUAUUGGCGCGGCUUCGCUUCAUCUCCAAAGUCGUGGUGUGGCUUUGUUUCAUCUCCAAACUGAUGGCACAGCUUCACUUCAUCUCUAAACUGAUGAACCGGCUUCACUCCAUCUCCAAAAUCGUGGUGCAGUUUCGUUUCCUCUCUAAAAUGUUGGUACAACUUCACCCCUUCUCCAAAAUGCUAGUGUAGCUACAUUUCCUCUCUAAAAAUGUUAGUGUGGUUCCACCUCAUAUGCAAGGACAACUCUGGUCUAUCUGGCUCCACCUCAUAUGCAAGGAUAACUCUGGUCUAUCUGGCUCCACCUCAUAUGCAAGGACAACUCUGGUCCAUCCGACUCUGCCUUAUACGUGAGAUCGACUCCGGCCAACCUGACUCUGCUCAAAAGCUUGAUGGCAUAUUCUCCUCAUCUUCAAUACUCGAUGGCAUAUUUGCCUUAUCUUCAAAUUUUGAUCAAGGAGUAACAUAAUAGGUAGACCUUUCCGAGGCCCCUCCCCCCAAUGAGGAUCAAAAUAUACAUAGGUAGACCUUUUUGGGGACGUCCCUAUGGUGAUCGAAUGGGAGAGUUGUAAACCUUUGCGGAGCCCCUCCUAUGAGGAUCAAGAUGCACGAGAUCCUCUCUAUGGUGAUCGAAUGGGAAAGUUGUAAACCUUUGUGAGGCGCCUCCCAUGACGAUUGCAUGAAUGAUGCUACUCCAGGAUCCUCUUUAGGAUGAUCGAAUGGGAGAGUUGUAAGCCUUUGCGGGCCCCUCCCAUGAGGAUCAAGAUGCACGAACGAGAUCAUCCUCUCUAGGGUAAUCGAAUUGUAAGCCUUUGCAAGGCCCCUCCUAUGACGAUCACGAUGCAUGAAUGAUGCUACAAGGCAGACCUUUCCAGGAUCCUCCAGUAUCGCCCCUAGGGUGAUCGAAUGAGAGGAUUGUAAGCCUUUGCGGGGCCACCAUGACGUUUAGGAAGCACGAACAGGGAUACAAUAGAUAGAUCAUGCCAAAGUCGUCUUUACGUGCAUCAAAGGAUCGGUCACGCAGCUGGACAUUUCUACAACAAAAAAAUAGAAAAAAAAAUUGUUAAGAAACAAGGAGAAACCCACCUUUUAAGAUCUGAUGGGUCGGUGAGGUUAAAAAAAUGGUUGUACUCCCUUAAGUUGCGGUUGUGGGGAUAAUAAGGGGCAAGGUAAUAAAAAAAAAAAAAAAAAGAAAGAAAAAGAAAAUUGUUGCAAAAACAAAAACAAAAGAAAAAAAAAAAACUUU
Molecule: messenger RNA, 2570 nt
Organism: Benincasa hispida (wax gourd)
Lineage: Eukaryota; Viridiplantae; Streptophyta; Magnoliopsida; Cucurbitales; Cucurbitaceae
Source: RefSeq, a predicted model, not a curated record